UGCCAAUGUUAGUAUGGCGACCGCAGGCGACGCUGACCUCGCGGUGUUCUUAUCAAAGGAGGGUUUGAUUAUUGAAGAGCGGACGGGGCGAGGCAGGUGUCUAGUAGCAGGGCGCACGUUCCUCCCUGGCGAGCUUAUUCUGACACAGGCUCCAUACGCGCAUGUCCUGGAUGAGGCGAACCAGGGCAACAGGUGCGACGCCUGCUUCGUGGUCGGGGGCGAGGGGCUCAGACGCUGCGGGGGCUGCAAGCUCGUCAUGUACUGCGACCAGAAGUGCCAGCGAUCCACGUGGCCCCUCCACCAGCACGAGUGCAGAGCGAUCAGCGCCCUCCGGCGGCUGCACGGCACCGUCCCCACCCCAACGCUGCGGCUGGCUUUUCGUGUCAUGGCUAUGCGAACAUUGCAGGCGACUGGCGUUCGUCCCAGAAACGCAGUCGACGAUUACGCUCGUGUCGAGGCUCUCGUCUCCCACUUGGAAGACACCCCGCGAGACACUCUCCUGCUGUACGCGCAAAUGGCGACUCUCGUGAAAGCAAUGGGUGACGUCGAAGGGAGCAAGGUCGCCGUCGAUCCGCGGGAGGUGACGGAGCUUCUGGGCAGGUUCGCCUGCAACGCCCACACCAUCUGUGACGAGGAGCUCAAGCCGGUGGGAAUGGGCCUGUUUGUGGUAAACUCUUUGGCUAACCACGACUGUAACCCGAACGCGAUCAUACUGUACGACGGGCCAAGGGCGAUGAUGAGAGCGUUACGUCCGAUUACAGCGGGGGAUGAGAUAACACACGCUUACAUCGAUCUAGCAGGCAGCCGAAAUCAGCGAAGAGAGCGGCUACGAAAGUACUACUUUGAGUGCCAAUGCGAUCGGUGCGUCCAUCACAGAGAAGAUCCUGUUGACUCGAAGGUUGCAGGGCUAAAGUGCGCUGACGAGAGCUGUGGGGGAUCCCCCGGAUGGGACUGGGAACUGGGAAAAGCAGCGAGAGACAAAACCGGGCGGUACGUAUGCAAGUGCGGGCGGGCUGUGCCAGCAAACGAGGCUGACGCCCGGAAGGAGGAAGCUAACCGGAUUCUGCGGGAGGAGGAAGCAAGCGAGGGGAAAGGCGAAUUUCAGGAGGCGCGCCGGCUCCUGGAAAAAGCGCAUGGGCUUCAGACGUCCGUUCUGCAUCGGCUCAACUGGGAGCUGGUUCGGACGUCCGAUGCGCUUCUACGCGUGUGCAUGGCUCUACAAGACUGGCCGGCUGCCGCGAGUUGGUGUGAACGCACUCUUCCGGCGUACGAAGCAUGCUUGCCGCAGCCGUCCGCACUGUACGGACUGCAGCUGUUCACACUCGCGAAGCUGAAGUGGUUCUUAGAAGAUGCACAGAGCUGCUUCGAAGCAGUACGAAGAGCGUGCGAGAUCUUGACCAUUACUCACGGAGAGAAGCAUAGGCUGGUCCUCGAGGCCAAGGACUUGUUGUCGCAAGCGCAAGCGGAAGCUGGUCAAAGAAGAUUGAGAUAAGAGUUACGCGCACGCUGUUUAGCUACAUAUACGUGGUCCUUUCUCCUCGUUUCGAGAUCAUUGGAUAGAUAUAAUCUGGACGCAGGUUUAGAUUGGUUGGAAGUCUACAAUUUGCAGUAGAAAUUCGGAGCAUUGAGUCACGACUAGGCCGGUCUUCAUAGUCGGUAAAUCCGCUGCAUUCGAAUUUCGGAAGCGGGGUACUGUAGUUUGGAGUCAAUAACGG
This is a messenger RNA of Klebsormidium nitens, 1715 nucleotides long. NCBI's taxonomy places the organism in Eukaryota, Viridiplantae, Streptophyta, Klebsormidiophyceae, Klebsormidiales, Klebsormidiaceae. The record is from the annotation of a GenBank genome assembly.